Messenger RNA from Saccostrea cuccullata (small rock oyster), 657 nucleotides. RefSeq lists its product as uncharacterized. The transcript is spliced from 3 exons. NCBI's taxonomy places the organism in Eukaryota, Metazoa, Mollusca, Bivalvia, Ostreida, Ostreidae. The annotation marks the transcript as partial. The record is from RefSeq and is a predicted model, not a curated record.
AUUUCCAAUUUAUGCUGGUCAAUGUAGAAGUUUUCUCCCCUUGGUGGAACUCUUCAAAUUUUUGGUAGAAAUGACAUUUGCUAAUGGCGGCCUCCAGUCAGGUCAACAAUUCUCAGUGCUACUUUUCAAAUUUCUGCAACGUUUCGUGCAGUACAAGCAAAGAAUUGGAAGAAAGUAACCUUUUAAGUUUGCAUGAGUGUGAUAAAAAUACUUCUUAUCAUCUUGCUGGAUUGCAAGCGUCGGAAAGAAUACCUGGGAAGAACGCACAGUUCUAUGACUGUCCGGAGGCCCUUCUUAUUCUAUACAGAUGUGGCAUAUUUACAAUAGAUCCACGGUCGUUAGAUUUGAAAAUUUGUCAAAAACAUAGAGAAUACUUUGGCAUAAGGUGGAGAAGGAGCAAAACCCGGUGUUCAUAUCCAGAACAUAACGGACAGAAGUCGAGGGGUGACAGGGGCGCAAACCCCUCACUCUGCAAAGAGUAUUGGCUGAAAACAAGAUCUACGUUACAAGUUGGAACUGGUAUUUGCAAGCACUGUCAGCAGUUUUUCAGGAGCAACAUAUCUGAAGAGUUUAAAGUUGAUUUCAAAGAUGAAAUAGAAUCCUUCUUUCAAGUAAAGAAAUUAAUAAAGAAAAAUUUUGCUGAAGAAAUUUGUGAAG